This is a messenger RNA of Onychostoma macrolepis, 1126 nucleotides long. Its product is annotated as membrane-spanning 4-domains subfamily A member 4D. NCBI's taxonomy places the organism in Eukaryota, Metazoa, Chordata, Actinopteri, Cypriniformes, Cyprinidae. The record is from RefSeq and is a predicted model, not a curated record. The coding region runs from base 162 to 755 and encodes 197 amino acids. The transcript has 9 exons.
GAGAAAAGGAGGAACUGUGAUGUGAGAAGUGAUGAAGCUGCGCUUCUCAAAGAAACUUCUGCUAUCAGAACAGACAACCCUGCAUCACACUUUCAUCUGGACUUCAGUUCACUCUUCAGCUGACCGCAUUUUGUGAACAGCUAGUAGGAAAACUAACAGAGAUGCGCUACACGUUUAAGCCGGAUGACUGUAUGGUCAUCAGCAUUCCUCUGGGAAACCUCAGGAACACGAGAGACGGCCAGCUGAUGCCCGAGAAAUUCACCUGCGUCUUCAAAGACACUUACAAGGUCUUUCUUAAAGGACGGCCAAAGGAACUCGGGGCGGCUCAGCUCAGCAUCGGGGUGUUUGUGAUCUGCAUAGGCAGCCUCAUUACUCUUGAAUACAGUCCGUAUCAUCUAAUGUACAUCCUACCUAGUGCCCUGUUCAUUGCCAGUGGCAUUCUGACAUUUGCAGCUGGACAUUCUCCAUUCAUGCCUGUGGUGAAGCUGUCCUUCAUAUUCAACAUUAUCAGCCUUUUCUGGUCAAUCGCAGCUAUGGUUAUCUGUUCGUUAUUGGAAGGCGGAAGAUGGAAUGAUAAUAACAGCCCAGAUGACAACACAAGGAGAAACAUGUUUGUGGGGCUGAAGGUGGUGAUCGGUGUGUUGUGUGGGUUUGAGCUGAUUCUGGCUGUGAUUCUGAUCUACUGGGAGAGUAAAGCCGUGUGCCGAUCUCACUUCAACACUCUGCCCUUGAUCACCAUCAAGCAAGACGUUUGAUCAGACGGGUGAGAUCGAGGAAAAAUGACCUUAAUGUGUAUUAAUGUGCAUAUAAAUGCUUGUUUAAUGCCUUUUUCUGUAGCUCAGCUGGUGCUGCAGUGUCAGGGUCAUGGGUUCGAUUCCCACGAACGUGUGAAUAGAUCAAAUGUUUAGGAUGAAUGCGCUGUAAAUUGCUAUUUCUAUGCAUUUGCUCACUAUUAAAGUACUGAGUACUGUUUACCUCUCAUCAUCUGUUUGUGCAAUCAGUCAAGCUAAUGUAUUAUAUAUAUAUAUAUAUAUAUAUAUAGUAUUAAAUAUAGUAUAGUAUAUAGUGCUGUCAAACGACUAAUCGCGAUUAAUCGCAUCCAAAAUAAAAGUUUUUGUUUACAUAA